GCCGACCGACCGACCGACCGUACGACCGCAUCCGACGACUGGAGCGUUCGGUCGUUUCUCUUUUUUCCUCUCUCUGACUCUCUCUCUCACUCUCUCUCUCUUCCCAAUCGCGCACCACCGUGGCGAUCAUCGCUGACACCCGCGCGGCUGCACUCGGCGCACUUCGCGGAGAGGCACUCACGAGAUACUCGACGGCGACGGGACGGGGCCCCGCCGCGCGGCACACGGGACGUUUCGCGGGACAAUGCCGCGGGAGUAGCGCGGCGGUGUUUCUCCAUAACCUAGAGUCGUAAAUCGUGCGGAGAUAUGCCGCCGACGAAGAAGGGGGACCUGGAUAAGUUAGCGUGGGCAUGGGUAGAAUCCGUCGGUCCAGACGAGAUUGAGAAAACACAUUUAGAAUCUGCAUAUAGGAUUGGAUUAAAGAGCUGCAAAAACUGCAAACGUAAUUGCACCUAUAAUCCCCAAUGUCUGACAGGUUUAGGAGAAGAAAAGUUUAUGAAGUCCCAGCCGGCCGAGGUGGUGACGUUAGAAAGUUCCUUGUCCGAGUUACGCGAUCCGACACAGUAUGUUGGCUUAAAGAAUCUAGGUGCUACUUGCUACGUCAAUAGCUUAAUCCAAAUGUGGUUUCACAACGAAGACAUGAGGAGAAUAAUAUACAAAUGGGAUAUUACGGAAGAUCCGGAGGAGAAGGAGGCGUUGUACCAGUCUAAGAAAGCGGGAAUACCCUACCAUCCGGUAACCGCGGUCGGCCAAUUGCAGUACAUUUUCGCAAUGAUGCACUUCGGCAAUCGGAGCCUCCUCGACCCGAUCAAUCUCGCUAUCGCGUUAUCCCUGGAUACCAGAACGCAACAAGACGCACAGGAAUUCUCCAAGCUGCUAUUGUGCCAUAUCGAAGGAAAGCUACAGCAAAACUCAGAGCUGAAGCCGAUGCUGCAGAAGCUGACUCAGGGAAAAUACAGCUAUAUCAAUCGUUGCUCCACGUGCAGCACCGAGUAUCCGACGUCCACCACAUUCUACGAGUUGGAUCUGCAGCUGGCGGCGACUCUGAAAGAGGCGAUCGACAAUUAUUUGUCGGAGGAACAGCUGACGGGGGCGAACCAAUACCACUGUGUUACUUGUAACGAUAAGAAGGACGCCAGGCGAUUUAUACGACUGGAGUCCCUACCGGAGACUUUGAAUAUUCAGUUAAUGCGCUUUGUAUUCCACAGAGAUUCCGGGCAGAAGAAAAAAUUGAAUUCGUAUAUACAGUUUCCCGAAGACCUCGAUAUGUCGGAAUAUGUUGGGUGUCAGCCUCAAACUCAUCUGUACAGUCUGGUCGCUGUAUUAAGCCACAAAGGUCCAUCUGCACAUUCUGGGCAUUAUAUCGCGAAUAUAUGUAAUUCAAGCGGGGAGUGGUAUCAAUUUAGCGACGAUAAAGUUGAAAAAAUGCAGAAUAAACGAAUCGAGGAUGGUGUAAAUGAUAAAUCAAUGAAACGUGGACGUGUUCCAAAAGGAUUCCUGUCAUCCAACACGGCUUAUAUGUUGGUUUAUAAAAAGUUAACUGCAGAUUGGCGAACAAAUGGCACGAAGAAAGUGAAAUUGAAGAAACUUGAUACAGAGGUGAAUGUUCCCAGUGAUACCGUUUCUUCCGAGAAGCUUAUAGUUAAAGAAAAAUCGGAUGAAACUUCGGACGAAACGAAACAGAAACCUGAUAUUGAAGACGCACCAUCAAUUCAAGAAGAAAAUCCUGAAACGAUACCAAAAUCGGAUUCGGAGAAUGUAAUAGAAACAGAUGAAGAUGCGAUAUCCAAAAAGACUGAUAUACCUACCACGGAUAAGAGUGAAACUGAAAAGACUGUCGCUAGCACAAAUGGAUGUAAAGACACACACGAUUCUACCUUGGAACAAUUACAGAAUAAAGUUCACUGUCUGAAACAGCCAGUGGUGAAAGUCGUUAAACUUGAUUACAAACGACUGAAUGGCGAUGCGCACCGAGCUAUGAGUUGCGGAGAACGUGAUUUUUACGAAGAGAUGGAAUUUGAGAAUUGGCAAGUAAGUAGCACGAUGCGUGAACUUGUUAGACAAGAGAAUGUUAAACAUGAAUUGAGCUUGUUAGCCGCACAACAAGAAAAACAAAAAGAAAUUGAGGAUCAGAAUUCCAAACGGCAGCUCAUAAUAGAUGUAUAUAAUAUAAUUCAGUCAACAGUAUCUUGGGAUAAUUAUUAUUGGAUACCAACCGAUUGGCUGUCGAAAUGGUUGAACGGACAUUCCUCUGCAGUCGACGUUCGUCCGAUCGACAAUUCCAAUUUAAUGUGCUCGCACUAUCGACUCGAUCCACUGAAAGUUAGCCGUAUGAAAUGCGUGCCGGAAGCAGCAGCCCAAAUGCUUUACGACAAAUAUCAAGGAGGUCCACGAUUAGAUCAGACAUUUUUGUGCGAAGUUUGCGUGAAACGACGCUGCAAAUUACUGCGUUUUAAACUAGCGCUCGAACGAGAUCACAAAGAAGUCGGGGAGUUAAUUCGCACGUUUAAAGAAUCUCCCGAGACGAGCUAUAUAAUCGGUACCGAUUCACUGCGAUCGUGGCGAAGAUUAGCUAUGGAAACGUUCCAAGAGGAUGUAGAACAAAAGGUAGACGAUUGUCAGGAUACUCUGCAGGAGGAGAGCAAGUGUACGGACAAAGACGGCAGCGAUUGCCCGAAGGAAGUCGAGGAGAACAAGGAGAAUGAGGCUAUCAUAAACUUCAAUGAAGACUUGCUGUGCGAACACAAGUCUCUCAAAACGGCAGACUCCAGUAGAAAAGUGAUACCUCAAGAGGCAUGGACGAUUCUCAAAAAAUAUUUUCCAGACUCGAAGGAAUAUCCCGUUGGGUCGCCAUCCUGUUCAAUCUGCGAGGAGAGGAUGGAAAAUGCCCAAAGAGCGAAGAAAGACGACAAGAUAAAGGCGAAGCAGCAGAAAGACGAGCUCACCGACUUGUACUACGGGAGGAAUAGGAAUGAAAUCUCCAAGUGCGACGAUCCCGAGAAAUCCUUCUACAUCGUUGAGAAGAGCUUCCUGGACGGCUGGCGUUCCUUCAUUCGAUACGCAGAGAUCUAUUCGAGAACGCCACCGGCAAGCAUCCAGAACGCGUCGCUCCUUUGCGAGGAGCAUAAAGGAUUCCUGCAUACGCCCAGAAUUAACAACGAACUAUACAGUAUAGUAACUGCGGAAGAAUGGUCGAAGCUCAUGCAAUUCUACGAGGCCGACUAUCCUAUUAUCAUAAAGAAGAUUGCGGAUGACUAUCAGACGAAUCCCGGUCCGUGCGCAGCCUGCAUGUUAGCAAAGAUCGAACAGGAACGUCUAGAAAGCUUGAAAUACGAAAGAGCGACAAUCUACGUCAAAUGUAUCGACGAAAACGAAGAAUCUAAGACGGACAACGAUUACGAGGUAGCGGUAAAAAGGCCGAAGAUGGGGAAGGCACGUCCAUCACGAAGUAGAAGAAAAUUAAAAGGAUCUCACGAACUCAAAGUGUCUUCUGAGAUUACUUUGAAAGAACUCAAAGUAAUGACGAUGCAGAUUUGUGGAGCUGGACCGUACGACCAGCAUAUAAUGUUAGGAGAACACGAACUCAUCGACGAUAAUCUGAGCUUGGCGGCACUCGGAAUAUUUCCUGGAGCUUUACUUACGUUAAAGAUUGACGCCCCGUUAGAAAAUGAGACCGACGUCGAGUCCGAUGCGCAUAAUUUCGAUUCUUUAUCGCCGGAGAAGGGCUUCAAGGGAACGGAACUGGUGCCGAGCUGAUCUGUAUGAACAUAAUGUAGCAAAUUUCCUUUAACGUUUAAUAAUAGCCGAUUUAAUGCAAGAUAUUUUUAUACACAAUCUAUACAUUAAUGUAUAUACAUAUAUCUCUCAUACAUACAUAUUAAAUAUAUAAAUAUUUGAUCCUUAUAUACACGCAUCCGUUACCGACAAGUUGUGGAAAAGAGUAUUCUAUGCUGUUGUGUCUUUACAACUUACUGCUGUAUGAUCUAUUUGUUAAGAAAAGUAGUAACGAUCAGAUUUGUAAGGGAAAGAUACUGAAGGUAGUGGAGACAAAGAUCGUAAAAGGCUUGUUGAUUUAUACAUUAGUACAAUAACUUUGUAAUUCAUUAAAUUUCUGUGCGAUUGAAGAAAUAAAGUAGAAACGUGGACAUGCUUCCUCUUUCCUCGAUUUAUAUAUGUUUGUUUAUGAUCGAAAUUGUCCAUGUAUCCAUCCCGAAUGUACAUUAACGCGAAAAUUUUAAUGAUAGUUUUAUAUAGAUCAUGUAUUUAAUUCGUUUGUAUAAAUAUAUGGCUUGAUAAUA
This is a messenger RNA of Temnothorax curvispinosus, 4298 nucleotides long. Its product is annotated as ubiquitin carboxyl-terminal hydrolase 48-like. The transcript has 18 exons. The record is from RefSeq and is a predicted model, not a curated record. The coding region runs from base 307 to 3756 and encodes 1149 amino acids. Gene Ontology annotation, biological process: protein deubiquitination. Gene Ontology annotation, molecular function: cysteine-type deubiquitinase activity; cysteine-type endopeptidase activity. Lineage: Eukaryota; Metazoa; Arthropoda; Insecta; Hymenoptera; Formicidae. Gene Ontology annotation, cellular component: cytosol; nucleus.